Messenger RNA from Rhodotorula toruloides NP11, 1266 nucleotides. RefSeq names its product phospholipase/carboxylesterase family protein. Bases 1 to 1266 code for a protein of 421 amino acids. Gene Ontology annotation, biological process: protein depalmitoylation. The record is from RefSeq and is a predicted model, not a curated record. Gene Ontology annotation, cellular component: cytoplasm. The transcript is spliced from 6 exons. NCBI's taxonomy places the organism in Eukaryota, Fungi, Basidiomycota, Microbotryomycetes, Sporidiobolales, Sporidiobolaceae. Gene Ontology annotation, molecular function: palmitoyl-(protein) hydrolase activity; carboxylic ester hydrolase activity.
AUGUCGGCCACGCCGCUACUCGCCAGCACAACGCCCUCAACGUCCGCCGUCUCCUCGCCCCGGAUGUCGCUGGGCGACGACGACAAGUGUACCCCUCUCCUCGGCGCGGCAGCGUCCAAGGAGCGCUACACGCCUGCAUUGCCCCCUCUGCCAGCGACAACGAAGCGACCCAGCACCCGCCGCCUCCUCUCGCCUCGCGCCCUCGCAGCCUUUGUCGUUAUUGUGGUCGCGCUGGGAUGCGGCUUGUACGCAACGCGGUCUUCCCUGGCGGUCCCGCCUGCAGCGGCAGCCUACGUCGACUCUCUCCACGGCAUGUUCGGGACAACGCAACGAGUUGCGACACUCGUCGAGCAGAUGCAUGAGCCGCCCUCCACCGCUUUCGAAUCCGACGGCAUCUUUGUCCAGGACGCUGCGAAGGGCAAUCACACGGUCACUGCCAUCCUCAUUCACGGCUUGGGCGACUCUGGAGACGGCCGGCCGUUCAUCUGGUCGAUGCCGCAGGAGUUCCCCUGGGUCCGAUGGGUUGCUCCAACGUCCGACUAUCUCAACGUGACUGUGCACGUCUACGAGGACGAGGACGUCAAGGGCUACGUCCACAGCCAGCAGCAGCUCAACCGCCUGAUUGACGAGGAGCGGCAGCGGAUGGUGACUGCCGGCAAGGAGCCUCGCAUUGUCCUCAUGGGCUUCUCUCAAGGCGGCGCCAUGACCCUCCUUUCGACUUUGACCGCCCGCUCCGAGAACCGCAUCGAGGCAGCCAUUGUUCUCUCGACGUUCCUGCCUAUGAUUGAGGAGCUCGACGAGGUCUUCUCGCCCGCUGCUCGCGACACUCCCAUCUUGUGGAUGCACGGUCGCGAAGAUCCGUUCCUUUCGCUCGAAAAUGCGGAACUGGGCGUCUCUCGCCUGAGCACCCCGCCUAUCAACCUCUCCCGCCUGAAGUUCAAGACCUACGAGGGCUUGAUGCACACCUGGACGAACGAGGAGCUCGACGACGUCGCCGACUGGUUCGAGGCGAACGUCCCGGAGCGGCGACAACACUCGGCGCAGGACGCCUUCCACACGCUCUCGCCGGCCGAGCACGAGCAGGAGAAGCACGACGCGGAGGAGAAGAUGGAGGUCAAGUGGUUCAAGGCCGAAGCGGAGGUUCCGGCACGACGUCGGUGGAGGAGGAGCAUGGUCCCGCGGUCGCUCCGCCGUCACUCGAGGCGACGGGUCGGACCAAAGCGCUUACUCACUGGCGGCGUACUCCCCGGGCAGUUCAGCUUCUGA